Messenger RNA from Acanthosepion pharaonis, 1689 nucleotides. Lineage: Eukaryota; Metazoa; Mollusca; Cephalopoda; Sepiida; Sepiidae. The record is from the annotation of a GenBank genome assembly.
AUGCAUUUCUUUCUUUUCUUUCUUCUUUUCAAUCAAUCUUAUCUUUCUUUUCUUUCUUCCUUUCAUUCUGAAAUUUUCCUUUUAUUUCUUUCUUUUCAUUCUUCUUUUCAUUUUACAUUUUUCUUGCUUUUCUUUACUCUUUUCAUUCUACAUAUUUUUCUUUCUUUUUUCUUCUUUACUCCCUAUAUGUUUUUCUUUUCUUUCUUCUUUUUCAUCUACUACGUUUCAAUCUUCUUUUCUUUCUUCAUUUUUUUCUUUUCUUUCUUCUAUUCUUUCUACGUUUUUCUUUCUUUCCUUUCUUCCUUUCAUUCUACGUGCUUUUCUUUCUUUCUUCGUAUCAUUUUACGUUUUUCUCUUUUCUUUUAUCCUUUCAUUCUCCGUUUUUUCUUUCUUCCUCUUUUCAUUCUACGAUUUUUCUUUCUUUUCUUUAUUCUUUUCAUUCUAAAUGUUUUUAUUUCUUUUCUUUCUUCUCUUCAUUCUAUAUAUUUUCCCCCCACUUUUUAUUUCUCUGUGUUUUUCUUCCUUCUUUGCUUUCUACGCUUUUUCUUUCUUUUCUUUUUACAGCUUCUUUUCUCUUCUUACUUUUCUUUUUUCUAUCGAUUUCUUCUUUCCUUUUUCUUUCUUUUUUUUCUAUAUGGCUGUUCACACAACUUUUAUUUUUGCAUGUUUUUUUUUCUUUCCUUAUGUCUUUCUUUAUGUUUUUCUUUACUUCUAUUACCUUCUUUUUUCUUGAGUUUUUCUUUUCUUUGUUUUUUAAUUUCUAAUGUGUUUUGUUCUUUUGUACCUAUUUCUAUAUAUUUUUUUUACAUGGUUCUUUUUUUGUCUUUUCUUUUUACUGUUAAAGGUUUUUCGUUUUCCUGCUACAUGUUUUUCUGUUUAUUUUUCGUUUUCCUGUUACAUGUUUUUCUUUUUCGUUUUCCUGCUACAUGUUUUUCUGUUUAUUUUUCGUUUUCCUGUUACAUGUUUUUCUUUUUCGUUUUUCUGUUACAUGUUUUUCUUUUUCGUUUUCCUGUUACAUGUUUUUCUUUUUCGUUUUCCUGUUACAUGUUUUUCUUUUUCUGUUACAUGUUUUUCUUUUUCGUUUUCCUGUUACAUGUUUUUCUUUUUCGUUUCUCUGUUACAUGUUUUUCUUUUUCUGUUACAUGUUUUUCUUUUUCGUUUUUCUGUUACAUGUUUUUCUUUUUCGUUUUCCUGUUACAUGUUUUUCUUUUUCGUUUCUCUGUUACAUGUUUUUUUUUUCUGUUUUUUUUUUUCUUUUCGUUUUUCUGUUACAUGUUUUUCUUUUUCGUUUUCCUGUUACAUGUUUUUCUUUUUCGUUUCUCUGUUACAUGUUUUUCUUUUUCUGUUACAUGUUUUUCUUUUUCGUUUUUCUGUUACAUCUUUUUCUUUUUCGUUUUCCUGUUACAUGUUUUUCUUUUUCGUUUUUCUGUUACAUGUUUUUCUUUUCCUGUUACAUGUUUUUCUUUUUCGUUUCUCUGUUACAUGUUUUUCUUUUUCUGUUACAUGUUUUUCUUUUUCGUUUUUCUGUUACAUCUUUUUCUUUUUCUGUUACAUGUUUUUCUUUUUUCUGUUACAUGUGUUUCUAUCCUUUCUUUUUUCUGUUACACGUUUCACUUUUUCUGUUACAUAUUGUUCUAUCUUUUCCUUUUUCAGUUACAUUUUUCUUUUUCUUUUUUUCUUUUUAUGUAA